Messenger RNA from Parastagonospora nodorum SN15, 1095 nucleotides. RefSeq lists its product as hypothetical. Bases 1 to 1095 code for a protein of 364 amino acids. Gene Ontology annotation, cellular component: plasma membrane. NCBI's taxonomy places the organism in Eukaryota, Fungi, Ascomycota, Dothideomycetes, Pleosporales, Phaeosphaeriaceae. Gene Ontology annotation, molecular function: sulfite transmembrane transporter activity. The transcript has 3 exons. Gene Ontology annotation, biological process: sulfite transmembrane transport; transmembrane transport. The record is from RefSeq and is a predicted model, not a curated record.
AUGGGUACAGGGAUAGUAGCCGUCCUUCUUCACACACUCUCCGACCUCUAUCCCAGCCAUCACCAUUCGCUGCACACUCUCAGCAUCGUGUUCUUCGUACUGAACGUCUUUCUCUUCGCCAUGAUCUUCAUCAUCUCAAUUUUGAGAUACGCACUCUACCCAGCCACUUGGUCGCUCAUGCUUCAGCACCCCGUGCAAUCGCUUUUCCUUGGUACGCUGCCGAUGGGAUUUGCGACGAUCAUAAACAUGUUCGUCGCGGUCUGCGUCCCAGCUUGGGGCGGCAAAGCACCAUACUAUGCGUGGGCUAUGUGGUGGCUCGACGUGGGAGUCAGUAUUGCGUGUUGCCUUGGGCUUCCCUUCCAGAUGAUGACGAAGCACCAAACUCGCCACGAGACGAUGACAGCGGCAUGGCUAUUGCCUAUCGUUUCCUGCAUUGUUGCCGCAGCUUCGGGCGGCGUUGUGGCGUCGGUACUUCCAAAUCCUGACCAUGCUCUGAUCACGGUUGUCACCAGCUAUGUCUUAUGGGGCAUGGGUGUCCCUCUUGCCUUGGUCGUUCUGACCAUGUACUUUCAUCGCCUUGCGAUCCACAAACUUCCACCAAGCGAAGUCAUCGUCAGUGUCUUUCUACCGCUUGGUCCGAUGGGUCAAGGAGGAUACGCAAUUAUGCAGCUUGGUAAAGUCGCAGCGGAGAUCUUUCCCCAAACCGAAAUACUGCACCCAAUGGCUGGCGAGGUCUUAUAUGUGAUGGGUUGGAUGGUUGCCAUUGUACUAUGGGGCUUUGGUCUCGUCUGGCUCUUCUUCGCAGUGGCAUCGAUUGCACGAAGCAGGUUCCCGUUCAAUAUGGGUUGGUGGGGUUUCACGUUCCCUAUUGGAGUGUUUACCAUGUCGACGAUCAGUAUUGGGCAAGAACUGCCGUCGGCAUUCUUCAGGAUCCUUGGAACAGUGCUUGCAAUCAGCGUUAUACUGCUCUGGCUUGUGGUUGCCGUUGGUACUGCCAAGAAUAUAUUGUAUGGCAACCUUUUCGAAGCGCCUUGCCUGCGAGAAAUGGAGAGAAGGGCGAAUGCUGCAGCGGAAAAAGGACAUCAAAACGCAUGA